GGCUCAGCCCGGGUCACUCCCGCCACCCCCGCAGCCUCCGCCACUCGCCCGGGCCUAGGUCAUGGCCAGCGGGGAGACGUCCCGGAGGAGGGAGCGCGUCCUGUGCCUGUUCGACGUGGACGGGACCCUCACCCCGGCUCGCCAGAAAAUCGACCCUGAAGUGGCGGCCUUCCUCCAAGAGCUUCGAGGACGGGUGAAGAUUGGGGUGGUGGGAGGCUCAGACUACUCCAAGAUCGCGGAACAGCUGGGUGAGGGGGACGAAGUCAUAGAGAAGUUUGACUACGUGUUUGCCGAGAACGGGACGGUGCAAUACAAAAAUGGACAGCUGCUCUCCAAGCAGACCAUCCAGAACCACCUUGGAGAGGAGCUUCUGCAGGACCUCAUCAACUUCUGCCUCAACUACAUGGCCUUGUUGAAGCUGCCCAAGAAGCGCGGGACCUUCAUCGAAUUCCGCAAUGGGAUGCUGAACGUCUCCCCCAUUGGCCGCAGCUGUACCCUGGAGGAGAGGAUUGAAUUCUCUGAGCUGGACAAGAAAGAAAAGAUCCGGGAGAAAUUCGUGGAGGCCUUGAAGGCAGAGUUUGCUGGCAAAGGGCUGAGAUUCUCCCGAGGGGGCAUGAUCAGCUUUGAUGUCUUCCCUGAGGGCUGGGACAAGCGCUACUGCCUGGAUCGCCUGGACCAGGAGAGCUUUGACACCAUCCACUUCUUUGGGAAUGAGACCAGCCCGGGGGGAAAUGACUACGAGAUUUAUGAUGACCCCCGCACGGUGGGGCACAGUGUGGUCUCUCCCCAGGACACAGUGCAAAGGUGCCGGGAGCUCUUCUUUCCAGAGAGUGCACAUGAAGCAUGAGGCUGGCGUCCCCUGAGGGCUCAGGGUCCACCUGUCUUCACUUGGGGAUUGUCAACACCUCUAGGGCAUGUGGAGAAGGAGCCCCAACCCGCUGCAGUGGUGGGGAGGCGGGGCAGCUCGAAGCAGCCCUUGCCCUCUUCCCUGCUCUCCUCUUUUUUCCCCUUCCCCAGAGGGGAAGAGCAUCCCUGCCUGCCUGCUGGAGAGGACUCAGAGCAAGGGUGUUGGAGUGGAAGGGGCCCAGCCAAGCUUUGUCGUGGUGGCAGAUGGACAGACAGACAGAAAAUGUGGGUGAUGGCCCAAGCCGCCCCCCAGGGUGUCCAUAGUCUGAGUCACCAUCAUCUCUGGCCCCGGGUUUCCAUGCCUUCACCCGUCUAGUCACAAGGUCACCAGAGUGGGUGGGACAACAGGCAUCCAGGAAGGGAUGGGUUUCUUUCUCUCCUCUCCCCCGUUCCCCUCUCAAGCUUCUGGUAGGGCCUGGAGAGCAGGAGAGUGGGGGGAAGUCCAUCAGUAAGCAUUUAUGAAGUACUGGCUAUGGGCCAGCUCCCUCCCUGCCUCUCUGCUCACCUUGGAUUAGGGGCAAGAUGAAAUCCACUCAGCUGCACACCAGGGGUUCCCCAGAAGGUGGCUGCUAGCCUCAUUCUUGCAUGUCUAAGAACUUAAACCCCACCUCUCCCAGGAGGCAAGCCCUAGAAGGCAGGGAUUUGAUGCCCUGGUCACCCUUCAUUCCUCCCCUCUACCCAGAGCCAGUAUCAGCCCCCUGGCAUGCCAUUCAACUAAGACACACAGCUAUGGGCCAGGGGUGGCUUUGUGGCCUCCUCCCUACCUCCUGCCUUGUGGCUGCCUGGAAGAGGUGGGAGGGGAGGUCCAGAAUUCACCAUCCUAGGCCUGAUUUGUCCCGACACCCCCCACAUACAAUAUGACCUGUUCCCUUUGGGUCUUACUCUGGCUGUGGGCCCUGACCUCUGACCCUUGUGCUAGGGCACUGUCCAUCCUCACCUAGAAUCAAUCAGUGUUUUUCUGUGCAAAAAAAGAGAUUUUUAUGUUGGAAAGUGUGUAUGUGUGUAAGAAAAAGCUCUGCUUAGGGGUGAAGGGCACAGCUCUGGAUAAUAGAGAGCUUUGUUGUGUCACAAAUUCUAUUAAACAACAGAAAUCCA
Vombatus ursinus (common wombat) is the source of this 2001-nucleotide messenger RNA. It is a transcript of the gene PMM1, whose product is annotated as phosphomannomutase 1. Gene Ontology annotation, molecular function: phosphomannomutase activity. Gene Ontology annotation, cellular component: cytosol. The transcript is spliced from 8 exons. Lineage: Eukaryota; Metazoa; Chordata; Mammalia; Diprotodontia; Vombatidae. Bases 62 to 847 code for a protein of 261 amino acids. The record is from RefSeq and is a predicted model, not a curated record. Gene Ontology annotation, biological process: mannose metabolic process; GDP-mannose biosynthetic process; protein N-linked glycosylation.